This is a messenger RNA of Psammomys obesus (fat sand rat), 5831 nucleotides long. It is a transcript of the gene Thbs2, whose product is annotated as thrombospondin 2. Bases 319 to 3837 code for a protein of 1172 amino acids. The record is from RefSeq and is a predicted model, not a curated record. Gene Ontology annotation, cellular component: extracellular region. Gene Ontology annotation, biological process: negative regulation of angiogenesis; cell adhesion. The transcript has 22 exons. Gene Ontology annotation, molecular function: calcium ion binding; protein binding. Lineage: Eukaryota; Metazoa; Chordata; Mammalia; Rodentia; Muridae.
GGAAUUAUGACACUCCUUCAAAAGAAUGAAUUAAACGUGCCUCCGCGUGUGUCUGAUUGACAGGGCUCUUGGGGAAAAGGCGUAUAAAGGAGCCGGUCACUGCCUGGAGGCAGAGAGAGCAUCGACUGUCAGCAGCCUCCCUGGCCAGGUCACUCGGCUAGUUUCCUCGGGACAGACUCAGAAUACUGACAUCGGUCGUCAUUCAUUUUCAAAUACAUCAGGUCACGUGAGCAAACUUCCCAGUGACACUCAGGCUGCAGCUGUGCAAUCAUCACCCACGAGACUGGUUUUCUCCUAAGUGUCACGGGUGGAGACAGGAUGCUCUGGGCACUGGCCCUGCUGGCUCUGGGCGUGGGGCCAAGAGCUUAUGCUGCUGACCACCGCGAAGACACGUCGUUUGACCUUUUCGGCGUCAGCAACAUUAACCGGAAGACCAUCGGCGCCAAGCAGUUCCGAGGGCCUGACCCCGGGGUGCCCGCUUACCGGUUUGUACGGUUUGACUACAUCCCCCCAGUGAACACAGACGACUUUGGCAGGAUUGUCAAGCUGGCGAGGAGAAAGGAGGGCUUCUUCCUCACGGCCCAGCUGAAGCAGGACCGUAAUUCCCGGGGUACACUCUUGGUGCUGGAAGGCCCUGGCACCUCCCAGAGGCAGUUUGAGAUUGUGUCCAAUGGCCCAGGGGACACCUUGGACCUCAACUACUGGGUGGAAGGCACUCAACACACCAACUUCCUGGAGGAUGUGGGCCUGGCCGACUCCCAGUGGAAGAAUGUGACCGUGCAGGUGGCCAGUGAGACCUAUAGCCUGUAUGUGGGCUGCGACCUCGUUGACAGCGUCACCCUGGAAGAGCCGUUCUAUGAGCAGCUGGAGGCAGACAGGAGCAGGAUGUACGUGGCCAAAGGUGCAUCUCGCGAGAGUCACUUCAGGGGCUUGCUGCAGAAUGUCCAUCUCGUGUUUGCAGAUUCUGUGGAAGAUAUUCUAAGCAAGAAAGGCUGUCAACACAGGCAGGCAGCUGAAGUCAACACCAUCAGUGAGCACACAGAGACCCUGCACCUGAGCCCUCACGUCACCACAGAUAUGGUGGGCCAGGGUGUAGAGAAGACCCAGGAAGUGUGCACACACUCCUGCGAGGAGCUGAGCAACAUGAUGAACGAGCUAUCUGGACUGCAUGUCAUGGUGAACCAGCUGAGCAAGAACCUGGAGAAAGUGUCCAGUGAUAACCAGUUCCUUUUGGAGCUCAUUGGGGGCCCUCUGAAGACGAGAAACAUGUCGGCCUGUGUGCAGGAGGGCCGGAUCUUUGCAGAAAAUGAAACCUGGGUUGUAGACAGCUGUACCACGUGCACCUGCAAGAAAUUUAAAACAGUGUGCCAUCAGAUCACCUGCUCUCCUGCGACUUGUGCCAACCCGUCUUUUGUGGAGGGCGAGUGCUGUCCAUCCUGUUCCCACUCUACAGACAAUGAUGAGGGCUGGUCUCCGUGGGCAGAGUGGACCGAGUGUUCUGUCACCUGUGGCUCUGGGACCCAGCAGAGAGGCCGCUCUUGUGACGUCACCAGCAACACCUGCCUGGGCCCCUCCAUCCAGACAAGGACCUGCAGCCUGGGCAAAUGCGAUACGAGAAUCCGGCAGAAUGGUGGCUGGAGUCACUGGUCACCCUGGUCUUCAUGCUCCGUGACUUGUGGAGUUGGCAAUGUCACCCGCAUACGUCUUUGCAACUCACCAGUGCCCCAGAUGGGUGGCAAGAACUGCAAGGGCAGUGGCCGCGAGACCAAGGCCUGCGAGCGUGCACCGUGCCCAAUCGAUGGCCGUUGGAGCCCCUGGUCCCCUUGGUCGGCCUGCACUGUUACCUGUGCCGGAGGGAUCCGUGAGCGCACACGGGUUUGCAACAGCCCUGAGCCCCAGUAUGGAGGGAAGGACUGUGUGGGGGAUGUGAAGGAACAUCAAAUGUGCAACAAGAAGAGCUGCCCUAUUGAUGGGUGCUUAUCCAACCCAUGUUUUCCUGGAGCCAAGUGCAACAGCUUCCCUGAUGGCUCCUGGUCCUGUGGCUCCUGCCCAGAGGGCUUCUUGGGCAAUGGUACCUACUGUGAGGACCUGGAUGAGUGUGCCGUGGUCUCAGACAUCUGCUUCUCAACUAACAAAGCUUCCCGCUGCGUCAACACCAACCCCGGCUUCCACUGCCUGCCUUGUCCCCCACGCUACAAGGGGAGCCAGCCCUUUGGGGUUGGCCUGGAGGCUGCUAGAACGGAAAAACAAGUGUGUGAGCCAGAGAACCCCUGCAAGGACAAGACUCACAACUGCCACAAGCAUGCCGAGUGCAUCUACCUGGGCCACUUCAGUGACCCCAUGUACAAGUGUGAGUGCCAGACGGGCUACGCCGGGGAUGGGCUCAUCUGCGGGGAGGACUCAGACCUGGACGGCUGGCCCAACAGCAACCUGGUGUGUGCUACCAACGCCACCUAUCACUGCAUCAAGGACAACUGUCCCAAACUGCCCAAUUCCGGGCAGGAGGAUUUCGAUAAGGAUGGGAUUGGAGACGCCUGCGAUGAGGACGAUGACAAUGACGGUGUGAACGAUGAGAAGGACAACUGCCAGCUUCUCUUCAAUCCCCGUCAAUUAGACUAUGACAAGGAUGAGGUUGGAGACCGCUGUGACAAUUGCCCCUAUGUGCACAACCAGGCGCAGAUUGACACAGACAACAAUGGCGAGGGCGAUGCCUGCUCUGUGGACAUCGAUGGAGACGAUGUUUUCAAUGAGCGAGACAACUGUCCCUAUGUCUACAACACUGACCAGAGAGACACAGAUGGGGAUGGCGUGGGCGACCACUGUGACAACUGUCCUCUGAUGCACAACCCCGAUCAGACGGAUCAGGACAAUGAUCUUGUCGGAGAUCAGUGUGACAACAAUGAAGACAUAGAUGAUGAUGGCCACCAGAACAACCAAGACAACUGCCCAUACAUCUCCAACUCCAACCAGGCUGACCAUGACAACGAUGGCAAGGGCGAUGCCUGUGACUCUGAUGAUGACAAUGAUGGUGUCCCAGAUGACAGGGACAACUGCCGCCUUGUAUUCAACCCAGACCAGGAAGACUCAGACGGCGAUGGCCGGGGUGAUAUUUGUAAAGAUGACUUUGACAAUGACAGCGUCCCAGACAUUGAUGACGUAUGCCCUGAGAACAACGCCAUCACUGAGACAGACUUCAGGAACUUCCAGAUGGUCCCUCUGGAUCCCAAGGGAACCACACAAAUUGAUCCCAACUGGGUAAUUCGUCACCAGGGCAAAGAGCUGGUGCAGACAGCAAACUCGGACCCUGGCAUUGCUGUAGGUUUUGAUGAGUUUGGGUCUGUGGACUUCAGUGGCACCUUCUAUGUCAACACUGACCGGGAUGAUGACUAUGCUGGCUUCGUCUUUGGCUAUCAGUCCAGCAGCCGCUUCUAUGUGGUGAUGUGGAAGCAGGUCACCCAGACCUACUGGGAAGACAAGCCCAGCCGGGCUUAUGGUUACUCUGGUGUAUCACUGAAAGUGGUAAACUCCACCACUGGUACUGGCGAGCACCUGAGGAAUGCCCUGUGGCACACGGGAAACACAGCAGGCCAGGUGCGCACUCUAUGGCAUGAUCCCAAAAACAUCGGCUGGAAAGAUUACACUGCCUACAGGUGGCACCUGAUCCACAGGCCAAAGACAGGCUACAUAAGAGUCUUAGUGCACGAAGGAAAGCAGGUCAUGGCUGACUCAGGACCAAUCUAUGACCAGACCUAUGCUGGUGGACGACUAGGUCUGUUUGUGUUCUCCCAAGAAAUGGUGUACUUCUCAGAUCUCAAGUAUGAAUGCAGAGAUGUCUAGAGAACAGGGCUACAGUUCCAGCAAUGUGCUACAAAUACUGUUUCCUAGACACAUUGGUCCAUCUUGGUACUUGCAGCUUUUUUGUCUUGCGGCAUUUCCUAUUUCUUGACCUUACCUGAGUGGAUCUUCACCUCCUUCGUCAGCACCAAGUCUAAGUGCCUUCAAGGAAUUAACAUCAAGGGAGCUCCAAAACAAGCAUCUAGCCUGCUAUUGGAAAGCAUUUUGAUGAAAUAUGAGACAUACCGUGGAGUGAAAACGGAGCAUGUUUUUGCAUUGCCUUUCUUGUUUGUUUAAAAAGAAUGACGUUUACAUGUAAAAUGUAAUUACUUACAGUAUUUAUGUGUAUAUGAAGUUGAAGGGACUAUUGUGUUUAAGUCAUUCUCAUAAAUUAAGCAUGAAAAAAUAUUGCUCACCUACUUUCAGUGCUUAAUGUUGUCACUGUUCUUGGAUUCGUGCUGUUCUACAAUAACACACAAAUCCUGUGAAGUUGAUUGUGAAGAAAGAUCAGGUGAACUUGGCUGCAGUAAGAAAGAGGCCAGAAGGUAGUCACAUGAGAUUGUGGCCCCUUGUCCAGUGUUGUGAAACACUGACUAAUAAGAACAUAGAAAAUGAUUGCAAAAUUAGAUGAAAACCACUUUUUUUUUUACUCCUCUUGGCCCACAGUUCCAGCUGACUUGAUAAAGAAAGCAUGUCCUUGCAGAGGGGAAUCUUUCAGGAUUCCAGCUCUGGUUUGUCAGAGCUUUCAGAACAAAAUCUCAGCAUAAGUGAUUUCCUGUUAAGCUGGCUGUGUGGGUUGGGCCUUGUGGAGCUAUCUACCUGGCUGGAAGUCAUGGCUGCUGGGAUCUCUGUCUGGGCAUCCUUCCCUGUCCCUGCUAUUAGGAAAUGGACUGUCAGGAAGUUGGCAAAUGCACUUUCGUACCCUACUCCUUUUCUAGGCUUCCAAAUAAUACAAAAGUUGCUUUUGCAGAAUUUGGUAACACAUUUUAUUAAGGUUCCAGGUACAGUUGUUUUGGUAUAUUUAUUAAAUGAAUUUGGAAUGUAGCUCCACUCACCGAUAACUUAUUUUAAACAAACAAAAUAGCGAGUAUGUAGUAUAAUUUCUAGAAAUAAACAGAUGACAAGGAUAUAAUGAUAUAAAGAUACACUUACCAAAUAUCUGCUGGUUGUGAUAUAAGGCUCUAUGUCAUGAUAAAAUGGAACCUUAAUAUAAACAGUUACCAAUGAUUUCAAUUCAGUUCUUUCUACUGUUACCUAUUUGCUGUAUAUAGGUUCUUUUUAUUUUAAUGCUGAAGGAAACAUCAUUUUUUUCCAGACACACCCAUUAAUCAGUCACAUCAUGGCAGUCACAUGCUUGAUUUAGAUUAUUUUAUUUUUUUUGCUUCAAGCUGCAUGAUGUCCCAGCAGGACGUACUGUCUCUUUCACUCCACAUGAGUUCAGUGGAAGUGCAUCUUGUCCCUCAGGUGGGGGUGAAUCAUAAUCCCCUUUCUGGUAAUGGCAACUGCAUUCCUAAGUCAGACAGAAAGAGCCCAUGACUUUGGUCUGGGCUUCCACAAUUUGUCUUGACGAAUUAUUUGUGUUGGCGCCAUUGAGGGCGAGUUUCCUUGUGUUUUAUUAUCCUGCGCUUUUUACUUUUGGUGAAACUGUAUUCCCAAGGCCAACACGGGAUUGGGAGACUUCUGACCAUGAGGAUGUGAAGGGCAUUUAGUCUUUCACUUGGGGCAUUUGGUUGAAUGGUACAAGGUGGUGGGUACGAUGUGAAUACGUUCAAUGUACCAUAUUAUUUUUGUAAAUUAUUUAUGUAGUUUUAAAAACCAAGAGCUUCUCAUAUACAUUAAUGAAACAUUGUUUUUUUUUUUUUGCCAAAGAUUGUAAAUAUUUAUUUAUUUGUUCAUUGGGUCAGAUUUUCACCACUGAAACCCUACGUUUAGCUACAGCUUCAUUUUUAUAACAAAGAUUAACAACAGCAAAUAAAUUAUAAAAAGGUUUCUAUUAA